GCUGAAGCUGAACAAGAUGGCUGUUAGUUGGGGACUGGAGGGCUGAGAGGAGGGUAGAUGAUCCUAAAGCCAGACAGAAGCGUCUCAAAAACGGACAGAAAGGACCGCGACGCCCGCGUGAACUCUCCGAACGGGUAAACGGUCGUUUUAGCCGGGUGUCACGAACCCUCGCCGGCCCUGGGAUUCCGAAGCAGCGACGCCUGGCUCCUCUCUCCCCAGACCUGGCAUUCAUCUCCUGACUGAAUUUUUGCUCAUCAUCCAAUUAAGAAGCUGGACCCGGGACAUAAGAAAUGUCAUUGCUGUGUGUUGGAGUAAAAAAAGGCAAGCUCGAUGGACCCCAAGAGAAAUUCAACACGUACGUGACGCUGAAGGUGCAAAAUGUUAAGAGCACAACUAUCGCCGUGCGUGGCUGUCAACCCUGCUGGGAGCAGGACUUCAUGUUUGAAAUAAACCGUCUGGAUCUGGGCCUCACAGUGGAGGUGUGGAACAAAGGACUGAUCUGGGACACCAUGGUGGGAACCUUAUGGAUCCCUCUGAGCAGCAUACGGCAGUCCAACGAGGACGGUCCAGGUCAGUGGCUGAUUCUGGACUCCAAUGUGAUCAUGGCUGAAAAUGAGAUCUGUGGCACCAAAGACCCGACCUUCCACAGGCUACUGCUCGACACCCGCUUUGAACUGCCUUUAGACAUCCCAGAGGAGGAAGCCAGAUACUGGGCCAAAAAACUUGAACAACUUAAUGCAAUGAGGGAUCAAGAUUAUGCCUAUCAAGAAGAACAAGAGCGGUCGCUCCACGCUCCCUCCUCACAGUGCUGUAACUGGAGUCUCUGGGGAGACCAGCAGAACGAGGACCCAGACAGUGCUGUUGAUGACAGGGACAGCGACUACCGCAGCGAGACCAGUAACAGCAUCCCACCUCCCUAUUACACCACCUCCCAGCCCAACGCUUCCAUGCACCAGUAUCCCAUGAGGCAGCAGAACUACAGACACUCCUACAACGAUGAGAUCCACGAGCUGGACUACGAUCACAGAACCAUGAGACGCAAUGAUAGUUUAGACUCUGCCACCAACGGCCGCAGCGAUAUCGACACAGGCUCAGGGUCGAGCCGACGCACCAGCCGUCAGUAUUCUCUAGACAGUAGGCACUCGCUGUCCGAUAGUCCCACAGACAGUCGUUACGCCUCGUCAGCUGAGCUGAGCCGAGGCAGCUCUCAGCUGAGUGAGGAGUUUGUUCCAGAGGAUGGCGAGAGCUUUCAGGAUUCAGAGUUCUAUGACGAAAACGAUUCCUACCACUCCUGCCACUCCUCGGUCAGCUACGGCAAAGAAGACUCCCCGGGCUGGGACGGUGAGGACAACCAGGGCAUCUAUAGUGAUGAGGGAGGCUAUCUCAAACAUGGAGGGGAGGAUGGUGUGCUGUAUGAUGAAGAGGGAAGCAUUUAUGCAAUGGAAUACAACUACAAAGAUGAAGGAGAGAUGCCCUAUGAGGAAGAUGAAGAGAUGUAUCCACUGGGCACCACAAAGGGUAAAGAUCAGGAGCAUGCCAGCACCCCAGUACCCUCAAACACUGCAUCCACCCUGAUGCCUCUCUCAGAUGGACUGUCCUCCACCCGACCACCUUUGGAGAAGCAGACGUCUUUGCAUCAACAGAGACAGCCUCAGCCUCCCAGCACAGCUCCUGAAAUACCUCCAGUCUCCCAGGAGAGCAUGGGGCCCUCUGACAUCACAGAGUCCAUUAAGCCUUCCUUUGCACCUUCAGAACAACUGCCUGUCACAACUACAUCCACCCCAACAUCACAGGUUCCACCUCUAGACACCAAACCCUUAGAGCCAGAGCUCAAAUCUGAAGCAUCUCAGGAGGAAUCUAAACCAUUUGAGCAGCCUCCAGAGGCAGAAACGGCACCUGCUGCUCCUGAGGAGAAACUGGGGGAGCCCCUUGUUCCCAGUUUUCCAAGGAGGGAAAUCAUGGAACCAGGUCACGCCAGAGCGAAGGCCAACUGGCUUCGACUCUUCAGCAGAGUACGCCUACAGCUACAAGAGGCCCGAGGAGAAAGUGUUGGGAUCGCCUCCCUGCUUUUAUCAGCAGGCAUGGGUGGUGCUCUGUACAGCAUCGACAGCAUGCCAGACCUUAGGAAGAGGAAAGCAAUGCCUCUGGUCAGAGAUCUGUCUUUGGUCCAGAACUCCAGAAAGGCGGGUAUCACCUCAGCUCUUACGUCCAGCACCCUGCACAAUGAAGAGCUGAAGUGUCAUGUCUAUAAGAAGACCCUCCAGGCCCUCAUAUAUCCCAUCUCUUGCACCACUCCACACAACUUUGAGGUGUGGACGGCCACCACGCCCACCUACUGCUAUGAGUGUGAAGGCCUGCUGUGGGGCAUUGCCCGCCAGGGCAUGCGCUGUACUGAAUGUGGAGUCAAGUGCCACGAAAAGUGCCAAGACCUGCUCAAUGCUGACUGUCUGCAGAGAGCAGCAGAGAAGAGCUCUAAACAUGGCGCGGAGGAUCGGACUCAGAACAUCAUCAUGGUUCUUAAGGAUCGUAUGAAGAUCCGCGAGAGGAACAAGCCGGAGAUCUUUGAACUCAUUCAGGAAGUGUUUGCUGUCAUCAAGUCCACUCAUGUCACCCACAUGAAGCAGAUUAAACAGAGUGUGCUGGACGGGACCUCUAAAUGGUCAGCCAAGAUCUGCAUCACAGUGCUGUGUGCUCAGGGUCUUCAGGCCAAGGAUAAAACCGGUUCCAGUGAUCCUUACGUAACCGUCCAGGUGGGGAAGACAAAAAAGAGAACCAAAACCAUCUACGGCAACCUCAACCCUGUCUGGGAGGAAACAUUUAAUUUUGAAUGCCACAACUCCUCCGACCGCAUUAAGGUGCGAGUGUGGGACGAAGACGAUGACAUUAAGUCUCGUGUGAAGCAGAAGUUCAAGCGAGAGUCCGACGACUUCCUCGGCCAAACUAUCAUCGAGGUCCGCACCCUGAGCGGGGAGAUGGAUGUCUGGUACAAUCUGGACAAACGUACCGACAAAUCGGCGGUGUCCGGAGCUAUCCGCAUGCGCAUUAAUGUAGAGAUCAAAGGAGAGGAGACAGUCGCCCCAUAUCACGUUCAGUACACGUGUCUGCAUGAGAACCUCUUUCAUUACGUGACCGACAUGCAGAACACCGGUGUGGUGAAGAUCCCUGACGCCAAAGGCGAUGAUGCGUGGAAGGUCUAUUUUGAGGAGACACCACAGGAAAUAGUAGAUGAGUUUGCUAUGCGCUAUGGAGUAGAGUCCAUCUACCAGGCCAUGACCCACUUUGCCUGCUUGUCUUCUAAAUACAUGUGCCCCGGUGUUCCUGCUGUUAUGAGCACCCUGCUGGCCAACAUCAACGCCUACUACGCCCACACCACUCAGGCAACCAACAAUGUCUCUGCCUCCGACCGCUUCGCUGCUUCAAACUUUGGAAAAGAGCGAUUUGUCAAGCUUCUAGACCAGCUGCACAACUCCCUGAGAAUAGACCUGUCCAUGUACAGGAAUAACUUCCCAGCUAGCAGUCCAGAGAGGUUACAGGACCUCAAGUCCACAGUGGAUCUCCUCACAAGUAUCACUUUCUUCAGAAUGAAGGUUCAAGAGCUCCAGUCUCCACCCAGAGCCAGUCAGGUUGUGAAGGAUUGUGUCAAGGCCUGCCUCAACUCCACCUACGAGUACAUCUUCAACAACUGUCACGAGCUGUACAGCCGUGAAUAUCAAACAGACCCGGCCAAACAGGGCGCUGUGCCCCCAGAGGAGCAAGGACCCAGCAUCAAGAAUCUGGACUUCUGGUCCAAACUCAUCACACUCAUCGUCUCCAUCAUUGAGGAAGACAAAAACUCCUACACUCCCUGCUUAAACCAAUUUCCUCAGGAGCUCAAUGUGGGUAAAAUAAGUGCUGAAGUGAUGUGGAACCUGUUUGCUCAGGAUAUGAAGUACGCCAUGGAAGAACAUGAAAAAAACCGCUUGUGCAAGAGCGCGGACUACAUGAAUCUGCACUUCAAGGUGAAGUGGCUCUACAACGAGUACUGCAAGGACCUGCCCUUUUUCAAGAGCCGAGUGCCUGAAUAUCCUGCGUGGUUUGAACCAUUUGUCAUCCAGUGGCUGGAUGAAAACGAGGAGGUUUCACGCGAUUUUCUGCAUGGUGCUUUGGAAAGAGACAAAAAAGAUGGGUUCCAGGUGACAUCAGAACACGCCCUCUUCUCGUGCUCGGUGGUCGACGUGUUUUCCCAGCUCAACCAGAGCUUUGAGAUCAUCAGAAAGUUGGAGUGUCCGGAUCCACAGAUUGUAGGACACUACAUGAAGAGAUUUGCCAAGACCAUAAGCAACGUUCUCCUGUCUUAUGCUGAUAUCAUCUCUAAGCUGUUUGCCAACUAUGUUACCAUGGAGAAAGUGCCCUGCAUCCUGAUCAACAACAUCCAACAGCUGAGGGUUCAGCUGGAGAAGAUGUUUGAAGCUAUGGGUGGAAAAGAUCUGUGUGUUGAGGCCAGUGACAUCCUUAAGGAUCUGCAAGUUAAGCUCAACAAUGUCAUGGAUGAUCUGAGCAGAGUCUUUGCAGUCAGUUUUCAGCCUCAUAUUGAGGAGAACGUGAAGCAGAUGGGAGACAUCUUGGCUCAGGUUAAGGGAACAUCAAACGUGGGGAACGCCAGCAGUGUGGCGCAAGAUGCUGACAACGUCCUGCAGCCCAUCAUGGAGUUCUUGGAUAGCAACCUGUCCUUGUUUGCUAAGAUCUGUGAGAAGACCGUGCUGAAGCGUGUGUUGAAGGAGCUGUGGAAGCUGGUGAUGAACACCAUGGAGAAAACCAUUGUUCUUCCACCACUCACAGACCAAACGGGGAGGCUGAAGAGUGCUUCUCACAGUGAUGGCACUCAGCUCAUCUUUAACGCUGCCAAGGAGCUCGGACAGCUGUCCAAACUGAAGGAGCACAUGGUUCGUGAAGAAGCCAAAGCUUUAUCCCCCAAACAGUGUGCUGUGAUUGAGCUGGCUCUGGACACCAUCAAGCAAUACUUCCAUGCUGGUGGUGUGGGUCUGAAGAAGACCUUCCUGGAGAAGAGUCCGGACCUCCAGUCCCUCCACUACGCCCUGUCCCUUUACACUCAGGCCACAGAUAAACUCAUAAAAACCUUUGUCCAAUCGCAGAACGCCCAAGUGUUCAGCGGGAAGGGGGUGAGAUUCACCACUAGUGAGGAUGUUUACCCAGAAAAGGGAUCAGGAGUGGAGGACGCCGUGGGAGAAGUGUCUAUCCACGUGGAGAUUUUCACUCAUCCAAACACCGGAGAGCAUAAAGUCACAGUAAAGGUGGUGGCUGCCAAUGACCUGAGGUGGCAGACGCAGGGAAUAUUCCGCCCGUUUGUGGAGGUCUUCAUUAUCGGCCCUCACCUGAGCGACAAGAAGAGGAAGUAUGCCACCAAGUCCAAGAACAACAGCUGGGCUCCCAAAUACAAUGAAACCUUCACUUUCACCCUGAGCAAUGAGGUGGGUCCUGAGUGCUACGAGCUGCAGGUGUGUGUGAAGGACUACUGCUUUGCCCGAGAGGACCGCACCGUUGGCAUGGCUGUCCUGCAGCUGAAGGACUUAGCCUCUAAGGGUAGCGUCGCCUGCUGGCUGCCGCUGGGUAAGCGCAUCCACAUGGAUGAGACGGGCCUCACCGUCCUGCGCAUCCUCUCCCAACGCAACAACGACGACGUAGCCAAGGAGUUUGUUAAGCUUAAGUCGGACCAACGAUCUGCUGAAGAGGGCCGCAGCUAAACAGCUAAAGGCCCCGUCUGGAGCCAAAUCAGACACCUACUGCGCCAGAGCGCUGCUGCGCCUCUGCGAGUCACUGCCCCGUUCAUCUAGAGGUGUCAAAGCACAGAGAAGACAAGCAUCACUUCACACCCAAUGCUGUAAAUACAUUUAGGUCCAACACUCUUCCUGAAAAUAGAAAAAAUACAAGUGUCUUUAUUGUUGCUGAUGUUUGAAACCAACUUUGGAAUUUAUUCACUGCAUUUCUACCUUCCUCUGUUCAUAGAGGACACACGCACACACACACACACACACACACACACACACACACACAUACACACACGCAGCUAGACUUUUCUGAUCGUUCAGGGGGAGAAAAAUCUCUGUAGCCUUUACUACUUUGGCUUGUUUUCUCACAUUUCUCUGCCUUUUCCCUUUCAUCCCGAUACGAGCCCAUUUACAGAAGAGACCGCAAGUGCCAACAGGUAAUCACAGCAGAUGGGUUCAUGACAUGACCAGAACGGCCGCUCGGCCUCUAACAUUCCUGAUGUCGGAUGGGAAACACGCAGAACCUAUCUAGUCAAUAGUUUGAGUUUAUUUUCUGCUUCGAGAUUAUAUUUUAAUAACUCUAUAAAUGAUCGUAUAUAAUGAAAUAUGAGAGGAAUAUAAAGAUACUUAUCCAAUAGACGUGUAAUACGUCAACUAACGUCCUCGUCUUUUUGUGUGUGUCCGUCUACCCUGUAACAGAGCACACUGCCUGACACCUUCAAUGCCUUCUGUCUUGUUGACCCUCGUGCAUUAAUGUGUGUGUGUGUGUGUGUGUGUGUGUGUGUGUGUGUGUGUGUGUGUGUGUGUGUAUGUGUGUGUGUGUGUGUGUGUGUGUGUGUGUGUGUGUGUGUGUGUGUGCGUGUGUUCUUUAUGUUGACCUCGUGUAGUCACAGUGUGCCGGUUACCUGCAUCACAAGCUGAUGAGAUUUGGAUUUGUGAAGUUUUCUUGACUUUUGCAAACCCAAAACUCGUGUUCGGUGAUGUUUUUUGUGUGUGAGUGUGUGUUACUAUAGACAUUCCUUGAAUCCCUGUUUGUUAGUAGGGCAUCAUAGAGGAGGAGAUUAUCGGUCAUCUUCUCUUAUAAACAAACUUGCCAAAUGAAAUCCUGUGUGUGUGAGAUUAGAAACCCGAUGUAGGUCCGCUGGGACAUCUUGAUCUCUGAUGAUCCUGCACCCUCUGCUCCUUUUUGAUGAGGGGCUUCAUAUCCCAAUGAGAAUUAAAAAUUAAAACCUCUGCUAAAGGGCUGCAAAUCCAGACCAGAACAGGUCCGGUUCUGACAUUUAAAAGAGGGCAUUCCAUAUUCCAAUCUGCACCGAGACGCAGAGCAGAUUUACAAGCACACAGUUUUUGCUGCACUGAUGAAAAAAGUCGGUUCUUUUAUUUUGUCAGCGAGAUUCAUCUAAAUUAAGCAUUGUCUCUUUUGUGUGUAACAAAAACAUUUUAAACCGAUCUACAGCAUGUCUGUCACAUUUACUGAGGUCACAGAAAUUUAUUUGUGAGAUUUUUGAAAAAAAGAAACAAGAAAUAAAACUAAUGUUGUUUUCAGGACUCAAAAAGUAGCAAAAUACUUAAAAAAAAUAAUUGUUUUGUUUUUUUAUUAGUCGUCACCAAGGAGGGCUGCCAACCCCCCCUCCAGACACCGGAUCAUUAAUCUGGCCUCAUUAUCUGAACGCGGCGUUUUAACUGAACUCUAUGCAUCUGAGCUGUGUUGAUUAGUCAUUCUGGAAGCAUUCUUCUAAUGUUUACAUGGUGGGUUAUUAUUAUUCUUACUAUAUCAGCACAAGUGUUAAAUGAUAGGUGUACAAUGCUGUUUCUGUUUCAGUGGGCCAAAUAUCAAAAGCUGUUGUGGCGUUGAUUAGACGUUGGUUUGUGAUCAGCUGGAUCAGAGCUGGAUGGUUGUAAAUAGCUGCGAUGUAACUAAACACACAUCAGACUCUGUCAAGUGACGUCCGCUGCUCUUUUUGUAGACUUGAAGUUUUGUGCCGAGCGACUGGGGACACGUAGCGUCUGAGGGAUCACAGGAGACCGAGUACACAUUGGAGAGGAAUGCCAAGCCAUAUGCAUCUGGAGCUAAAUAACAAAAAAAAAACACACCAGUUUCUGAUUUUUACUGGUAAAUGACAUCAUUUUCCAUCAUGCAGACUUUAAACGAGAAUGAAAAUUGAACACGUUUAAACUCUCUGAUGUGUACAAGGUCUGUCGUCACAAGGGGACAUCCGCACGAUCUUUUGAUAACUAAAAGACAGGCACACAUAGCUGGAAAUGCCACGAAAACGUUCUUUAUUUCUUGCUGUUGACAAUGAAACUUCAGAUGGUCGAUCAGGGUGACACGGGAGCAGUUAGAGGGCAGAAGAAGCACAACGAAAAGCACACCGGUGGACAGACAUGCAUGACCGUUCCCGCUCUGCCCGACUGACUGCGCUACGAAAACAUAUAGAAAAUAAAAUAGACGACGCCGGUGGCGUACUUCCAGGAGAGGUGCAUGAUGGGAACAACAAAACAAAAACUUGUAUUGUGCCAGCACGCAGAAUUUGUUGAUGUUUAAAUGCCAAUUGUUGUCUUCUAUAUUUUGAUAUUUCAUUCUUGUUUGCUAUUUUUCAAAUGUCUGUGAAUAUAUAAAUAUGUAUUACUGAUGAUGUGUAGUGGUACAAGGUACUUCGCAUGAGAGUUUUUUUAUACACGAGAUGUUUCUAAUUCUGUUUUUGUUUUUAUUUUUAUUAUCAUUGUUAUGGUUGUUCUUACUGGGCGGUUUGAGGCUCCCGACACUACAGUCUGACUGUUGGUUCCUGCUGCCAAUAAAACA
Molecule: messenger RNA, 8568 nt
Organism: Nothobranchius furzeri (turquoise killifish)
Lineage: Eukaryota; Metazoa; Chordata; Actinopteri; Cyprinodontiformes; Nothobranchiidae
Gene: unc13a
Product: unc-13 homolog A (C. elegans)
Biological process (GO): synaptic transmission, glutamatergic; presynaptic dense core vesicle exocytosis; neuromuscular junction development
Cellular component (GO): synaptic vesicle membrane; terminal bouton; presynaptic active zone cytoplasmic component
Molecular function (GO): calmodulin binding; diacylglycerol binding; syntaxin-1 binding
Source: RefSeq, a predicted model, not a curated record